This is a messenger RNA of Gaeumannomyces tritici R3-111a-1, 991 nucleotides long. RefSeq lists its product as hypothetical. The record is from RefSeq and is a predicted model, not a curated record. NCBI's taxonomy places the organism in Eukaryota, Fungi, Ascomycota, Sordariomycetes, Magnaporthales, Magnaporthaceae. Bases 36 to 887 code for a protein of 283 amino acids. The transcript has a single exon.
CCUACUCGCAAUAGCAGAGUACCAUCACCAAAAUCAUGUCUCGUUUACUACGUAAACACGGAAGGCCCGGGCGCAAAAGCCCUCCGUCCUCGCUCUCCCACCUUCUAGCCCUCCAAAUCGUAGCCACCGCCCUCCUCCUCCCGUUCUUCAGCCAGCUCACGCAAGCCAAGGACGCCACAUCCUCGGCUGCGCAAAAGUCAGCCCCCUUCGUGGACCAGGCGACCGGCCUGACGAUGGAGCGCUUCUUCGGCGCCCGAACCUCGUUCGGCUACGCCAUGGCGCUCCCGGAAAACACGACGUCGGCCUCCUUCAUCGGCCAGUUCCAGUUCCCGCUCGCGAGCGGCAACGGCUACGGCGCCAUGGGCUUCAUCGGCGACAUGGACGACAACUUCAUCCUGGCCGUCUGGCCCGACGGCGGCGGCGGCGUGCAGGCCUCGUUCCGCCAGGCCACCGACGAGGACAACCCGCCCGAGGUGACGGGCCGCUUCAAGGUCCGCCCCAUCGCGCGCGGCGUCGCCGUCAACGCCACCUCGCUGCUCUACACCUUCCUGUGCGAGGACUGCCUCGACCCGGCCCUCGGGCUCGGCCCGGAGCAGGCGUCCGCCGACGCCGUCAUGGGCUGGGCCCUGUCGGCCCGCCAGGUCUCGGACGCCGCAAACCCGGGAGCCAGGCUCGGAUUUCACGAGAGGGGAUUCGGGCCCUUCACGGCCCGCCUGGGCAACGCGCGCGUGGCGCAGGCUCAGUUCGACGCCGUCGCCGCACUCGCGGGCGAGGCGGUCGCCGCGUCGGCCCGCGCGACCCCAGUCGUGCUGGGCGCGGGACAGGGCAAAGGCAAGGACGGCAAGGGUGACGACUCUGACAACGACAGCGACGACGACGGCGACUAGGCUCUGGCGAGGCUGAUCGGGUGCUCUUUGAAUUAUACUUGUACAUAUUACAUUUCGGGACAAGCUCCCGCUGGCCUUUGUAACCAUAUAACUGAUACUACUGC